UUUCAUCAAUAACAAAUACAUAUUUGUGGGUAAAGAAUGUCCUAAAAUGUCCUUAAUUUCCAACAGUUUCAUUUGUAUUGUCUACAAUUUGUUUGUUUCGUACAUUCUAGUGUGAGAUAGUGUAGUUUAUUUGGUCGAAAGAGUCCGAAAUAUCUGAAUAAUGUCUAUUUGAAAGACAGAUGGGUGAUGUGCCCAUGCGUACGAAGUCACUGAUGUCGAAAUCGAUGCUAAAUGAAAUAAAUCAAGACGUUUAACUGCUGAUUCCAACGAUUUGAGACUUGCAGUUAUCAUUUGCUGAAAAUGUCCAUCAAGAAAUCCGAGCGCCUGAUGGACAGAUGGUAUGAGCUUAUAUACAGAAAGUUGAAGGAGAGCGGAAAUCUUCUACGAAUCUCGGAGGAAUUCUCGGAACUUCGUUCAAACCACGAACGCGUUUCGUUCACGUGGAAACUCGACUGUGUCCAGGAAACCCUCGAUGUACGAGAAAUCUUCCUAGAAAAAUCGGCGGCGAAGUCCAUUCUAGCGCGAACGGAAGGUAACAAGGAAUUCCAGUGCAAGAAAUUCACCGAAGCUCUGAACCUUUACAACGAAAGCGUCAAGUACGCCAUAAUGUCCACCGUUGAGCCGGAAUUCUCAAUGGCUGUUGCAAACCGUUCUGCCGUCCUCAUUCACAUGAAGAAAUACAACGAAUGCUUGAUGGAUAUCGAGUUAUCAUUUAGCUAUGGAUAUCCUGAAGUUUUGAGGUACAAACUUUACGAACGACAAGGAAAAUGCCACUUUUUCUUAUCCACGCAAACUCACGCUUUGGAGAGCUUCAAAAAAGCCAAAGAACUACUCGCGCUGUCCAACCUCACGCCUGAGAAAGCAAAUACUCUUAGACGAAACUUGGACUCGUGGAUAAAGCGAACGAAAGAGGUGUUAAAACAAAACGAUAACAAUUCAAAGCUUAUCGCAGCCACGGCGAAGUAUCGCACACCCGGUUUGACAAACGGUGGAAAUGCUGUGUUUCCUUGCCUUUCGGCUAAAGUUGAUGUGACCUAUGAUAACGAGAAAGGCCGCCACAUUAAAGCCGUUGAAGAUGUACAAGUAGGAGAUGUUGUAGCCGUCGAGAAGCCAUAUGCGUCGGUGUUACUUCCCGAGAACUACCCAACUCAUUGUCUACACUGCUUGAAACGUAUCCUCGCACCGUACUCCUGUCGACAAUGCGCAAGAGUAGGCUUCUGUGACGAAUCAUGCGAGAGCCUCGCGUGGGCUUACCACAAGUUCGAGUGCAAGUAUCAAGACUUCCUCGCCGCUUGCGACGUCGGAAAAUUCGGAUUACUUGCGUUACGGGUUAUGACCAAAACAACAUGGCCGACGCUGAAGGGAUUCGACUCGGAGAAGUGUCCCGAGGAACCGACUUUAGAAGACGGCUCCCCUUCCAACAGUACCUAUCGUAAUACAUACUUCGAGAUUUACCAUCUUGUUGCACACACCAAAGACAGGUCGACUAGCGACUUGUUUCGCCGGGCCAUCAUGUCGGUUCUGUUAGUGAAGUGCCUUGACGCCACCGGCUAUUUCGGUCAGCGCACUUCGCGAGAGGAAUCGACGGACGUCAUAUGCGUCGGCAGCCACAUACUGCGCAUGCUUCAGGUGCUGCCCUGCAACGCGCACGAGAUAUCGGAAUUCUUGCAGAUCGACAAGGACCUCGUGAACUCGCACACGAUCGAAAUCGCAGCCGCAAUUUAUGCAACGUUCAGUCUCUUCAACCACUGCUGUGAUCCGUGCGUCACGCGCAAUUUCUACGGAGACACGUGCGUGAUGCGAUCGAUUCAGACCAUCCCCAAGGGAGAUGAGGUAUUAGACAACUACGGUUACGUGUCGGCCGUCACGCCGUUGUCGGAGCGUCAGGCGGAGCUGAAGAAGCAGUACUACUUCUCAUGCUCGUGUCCGGCGUGUCGCGAAGGCUGGCCGCUGUACGCCGAUCUGGAGUCGAGAGUACCGAUUCUGAAAUGCCGGCGCUGUCAUCAACGCGUUCCUUCAAAUGCUCAGACCUUGUAUCAGUGUCAGUUUUGUAAAGAAGAGAUGAACGUUCAAGCGAGGUUCAGUGAGGUCUACGAUGCCGGGGCAUGUCUGAAAGUCGGCAUCGAUAAAAUGGUCGAAGGAGACGAUAAAACAGCUCUGCCACAGCUGAUUGCUUGCAUCGACCGACUGGAUCAUUGCGUCAGCCGACCCUGGCAGGAUAUAAACUCGUGCCAGCAAGGAAUCAUACAAUGCUACAAUGUCCUUCAAAGCAAUAGGCACGUUGUUCGAAGAUAGUUACUGACUGAUAUUCAUAGGAGAUUACUGAGCAGACUUCUAAUUAACUGUAGGUCGCAAAUGAGAUGUAUUUUAGUGGUUUUAUAAUUGGGGAAAUAACGAAGCUGUUUUCAUGUGAGGGUCUCGUUGUGGUGCAACAAAUGCUGAAUUAUGCCGACGACUUGUUGCGAUUUUCUUCUUUUGAUUGAUGUGAUCGAGUGUAUAAGUUACAGAUUUUAAAAUAAGGGUUCUCAUUCACAGGACAUUUAUAACUAUUCACUCGAUUGCAUCACUCAAAUGAAGAAAAUCCCAGCGAUAAUUGCGAGUGUGAACUGCCUUUAUCUAGAAAAUUAUGACAAAUCAUGUUUUACUUAAUCUUCAAGGGAUCCAUUGAGGUGAAGAUCACCGAGAGCAUUGUAUCCAAUAUAUUUUCGUACAAAUACU
Molecule: messenger RNA, 2718 nt
Organism: Dendronephthya gigantea
Lineage: Eukaryota; Metazoa; Cnidaria; Anthozoa; Malacalcyonacea; Nephtheidae
Product: SET and MYND domain-containing protein 4-like
Exons: 2
Coding region: 301-2295 (664 amino acids)
Molecular function (GO): protein binding
Source: RefSeq, a predicted model, not a curated record